Molecule: messenger RNA, 1342 nt
Organism: Austrofundulus limnaeus
Lineage: Eukaryota; Metazoa; Chordata; Actinopteri; Cyprinodontiformes; Rivulidae
Product: dynein heavy chain
Exons: 2
Coding region: 18-782 (254 amino acids)
Source: RefSeq, a predicted model, not a curated record
GUCUAUAUGUGGCCCAGAUGGUCUAUGUGGUCCAGGUGGUCUAUGUGGUCAAGGUGGUGUAUGUGGUCCAGAUGGUCUAUAUGGUCCAGAUGGUGUAUAUGGUCCAGGUGGUCUAUGUGGUCCAGGUGGUCUAUAUGGUCCAGAUGGUCUAUAUGGUCCAGUUGGUCUAUAUGGUCCAUUUGGUCUAUAUGGUCCAGAAGGUCUAUGUGGUCCAGGUGGUCUAUAUGGUCCAGAUGGUCUAUGUGGUCCAGGUGGUCUAUAUGGUCCAUUUGGUCUAUAUAGUCCAGAUGGUCUAUAUGGUCCAUUUGGUCUAUAUGGUCCAGGUGGUCUAUGUGGUCCAGGUGGUCUAUAUGGUCCAUUUGGUCUAUAUGGUCCAGAUGGUCUAUGUGGUCCAGGUGGUCUAUAUGGUCCAUUUGGUCUAUAUGGUCCAGAUGGUCUAUGUGGUCCAGGUGGAAAAUGUGGUCCAGGUGGUCUAUGUGGUCCAUUUGGUCUAUAUGGUCCAGAUGGUCUAUGUGGUCCAGUUGGUCUAUAUGGUCAAGGUGGUCUAUAUGGUCCAGAUGGUCUAUAUGGUCCAGAUGGUCUAUAUGGUCCAUAUGGUCCAGAUGGUCUACGUGGUCCAGGUGGUCUAUAUGGUCCAUUUAGUCUAUAUGGUCCAGAUGGUCAAUGUGGUCCAGUUAGUCUAUAUGGUCCAGGUGGUCUAUGUGGUCCAGGUGGUCUAUAUGGUCCAGAUGGUCUAUAUGGUCCAUUUGGUCUAUAUGGUCCAGAUGGUCUAUGUGGUCUAGGUGGUCUAUAUGGUCCAUUUGGUCUAUGUGGUCCAGGUGGUCUAUGUGGUCUAUAUGUGGUCCAGAUAGUCUAUAAGGUCCAGGUGGUCUAUGUGGUCCAGGUGGUCUGUGUGUUUUAGGUGGUCUAUAUGGUCCAGGUGGUCUAUGUGGUCCAGGUGUUUUGUUGACUUCCUUCAACUGAAAUGAAGUCAGAAUAAAGAACUGAAGUCCAACAGAACCAUUGGUUUCUCUGCAGGGUCCAAUCAGAAUGAGUCUAGUGAGCGUGCUCAGUAUGAGUCAUCUUCAUCAACAAUAAACCACAGAUGAUCUUUGAUUUUAUUACAGCUGCAUCAGGUUUAUUGAUCUGACUGUGUUAGAUAUUGAUCAGAUGUAGAGACCUGAUGGACCAGCAGGGGGCAGCACAGACAGAUUUCAUUACAUUUAAUAAUAAAUCUGUGUUUAGGCAUCAUUUAUUUUGUGUAAAUUAAAGUCAAACUAAAUCAGAUCUGAAGAGUUUUACUAAAGUAGACAGGAAAUCAAACAGCCUCACAUUUCUACAUAAAUAAAUAAGCAUGUUUGUG